This is a messenger RNA of Pyricularia pennisetigena, 234 nucleotides long. RefSeq lists its product as uncharacterized. Bases 1 to 234 code for a protein of 77 amino acids. The record is from RefSeq and is a predicted model, not a curated record. The transcript has a single exon. NCBI's taxonomy places the organism in Eukaryota, Fungi, Ascomycota, Sordariomycetes, Magnaporthales, Pyriculariaceae.
AUGCAGUUCCAUACAAUCAUAGGCAGCUUGGCCGUCAUGGCCUCCUUGGGAGCUGCAAACCCGUUCAGCGCAAAACAACCAAUCAACCAGUUCAUGUCCCACGACAUCCUCCAGUUCAAAGGAAUCGCAAAAAGCCGGACAUCACCGAGGGCUGCCUGCAACGAGCAAGAUCACGGAAGCUGGAGGCGCCCGAUCACGGCCUGUAUACGGGCUCAAGCUCCGGCAAGGUUUUGA